This is a messenger RNA of Fomitopsis serialis, 2559 nucleotides long. RefSeq lists its product as uncharacterized. Gene Ontology annotation, biological process: negative regulation of toll-like receptor 9 signaling pathway; apoptotic process. Lineage: Eukaryota; Fungi; Basidiomycota; Agaricomycetes; Polyporales; Fomitopsidaceae. The transcript is spliced from 9 exons. The record is from RefSeq and is a predicted model, not a curated record. The coding region runs from base 114 to 2222 and encodes 702 amino acids.
CAGGCAAUGAUGCUUUCCUGGAGCGAGAUGCGAAUGGCCCUACACCCUCCUGAGACCUAUCAGGUCGUGUUAUCUGACCUAGCACAGCGUCCGUUCCCAUCCUCCGUGCCACCAUGAGCUCGGAUCCACAGCGCCCACCGAACGCCGGGCCCAAGACGUCCCAGCAGUUUCUGCCUCCACCGGCGCACCCGUCGCUGCGGAAUGCGCAUUCCCCUCCUGCGGCGUAUGCCACGAGGAGGGUGCCCCCUCUCAGCCCAAGGCCCACACCACCACCCCCGCCGCCGAGGGCAAUAUCGCCUCACCCAGAACCAUCUACUUCGGCGAGCGCAUCGGCGCUGGAUGUACGGACGCUCCAGCUUGAGCCUACUACACCUGGCACGCUCGAACAUGAGCCAUCCGAGGUCGUAGCAGACAUGGAGGCUGACGUGGAGGAGCACGUCGAGGCGGAGGAGGAACUCUCGGAGGGCCAGUUGAGAGAGCUGUAUGACGAUGAGGAGAUCGAGAGGUUCUUACGUCUGUUCUCUGCUUAUGUGCGUGAGGCUAGAGUCGCGCAUCCGUCGGGAACUGCGCCGCAGAGAUCUGGCGACAAGCAGACUUCAGAGCCGAGCGAACGUUCGCAAGAAGUCGGUGACGAAGACGUCGAGCUGGACAUAUCGGCCGAGACUGAUGAGGCGACAGAGGAGGCGGAGCCACCGCCAUUGCCUCCUCGUCCGGACGUAGACCGCUCCCUGUCCGAGCGAAUCGUCAUGGAUUAUCUGCUACCUCUACUACCUCUUGAACCGAAGCCGCCUACCUUUACGGUGCGGCGGCUCUACUUGACAGCUGAACGACUGUACCUAGCCUUCGUACCUGCUUAUGAACAUCUGGCCCAACGCCUCAUACGCCUUGCUGUCUGGGAGGACUGGAACACGAGCUCUUCUACUGCGCUGUUAGCGUACUGGUUCUUAUGGUACCAUAACUUCCUGCUCCCUGCCCUUGUCCUGCGGAUUCUGUAUUCCCUCGUCCGCCGCAAGCUUCUACCCUACCCAAACCUUCAGGAACUCCGCGAGCACCGACUCUACGUAGAACGCGCGAAAGAGUUUAGUGCCACUGUCACCGCUCGCCUCGUUGCAGCCCCGACGUACGACGUGCAAGACGUCUGGCGACUUGUGCACGACUUCCAUCGGUCAAGGAAGCUCAAAAAGGCCGCUAGGAACAAUGCAAAGGCCGAAACCCCUCUGAGUGACGAUGUGGGUGACGAGCCUGAAGCGAAGCCAGAGGAGCCUCCGCUCGCGGAAGAGGUUGUAGAGACUGAGGAGACUGACAUCAAGCGGGAGCUCCUGGCGGCACUCAGCUACAUUGCCGACCUGCACGAGAGAGUCAAGAAUAUUUUCCUGUGGCGUAGACCGACAUCGUCACUUAUCUACGCAGUGGCUUUGUGCUUCGCCUUCCUGGUGACACUGCUUCCUGCGAAGUAUCUGUCGAAAUCCGUCGGCCUUGCGCUAGGUAUCGUCUUCUGGCACGUAGUGCCUAUCCUAUUAGCAAUCCCACCGUCAAGGCGCACCAAGUAUCCGCCCGUCUUCCAAGAUGUCCCCACUGAUGCGGAGUAUGCGAUGGAACUUAUCUCCCAGCGCGUCGCGCGUGGUCUGGACGUCAAGCCAAAAACGCGCAGGCCGAAGCCGGGGUCUCCUUCGCAAGAAACAGACAGGAUGUCCAUGAGGACGGUCGACGGCGACAGAUCAAUUCAGUCGUUCGAGUCCUCGGAGUCUUCUAGCUCCAUCACAUGGCAGAAAUGGGCAGGUCGCGUCGACACCAGUAAGACGGUCGCCAAAGAUGCUAAGAAGCUGUUCAAGGAUGGACGGUGGAAAAGCCCAGGAAACUGGACAGCGUUGAACCCAUUGGCUGCCAAGGUUGCCAUGCCCGAUGGUGCAUUGGAAUCUCGGAUACAGACGUACACCUUCCCGGCGCAAUAUGCGAUGGCAUCCGGUCUAAUAACCCUGACACCGGAUGCGCUUUUCUUUACGCCCUUGCUCUCAACAACUGCGAAGGUAGCCAUCCCGUCGGAUGCGAUAGGCGGCAUCAAACGGACCAGUCCUAUGAGGGGACUGAACGUCCGCUGGGUCCGCCACCACGACGACGGCCAGGACGAGGAGCGCGAAGAGAAGUUCCUUUGGGUGGGCGAUCGUGACGAGCUGUUCGCCCGACUGGUCGCGUGGGGUGGGCACCGAUGGAUGAAUGUCUGAUGCAUUGAUGGAGGAGCGGACGUAAUUGUGUGUACGUCUGCCUUACCUCUGUUGUUGUAAUGUGGCUUUGCGCUUCGCGGACACUCGCAAUGUGGACGUUUCUGUAUUAGGCAAGUCUUCUAGAAAGGUGUCAAUGGCUUGCUCAAGCCAUCCUCUGUCACUCCGCUGCCCUAGCGUGACGAUCGCGAGCGAAAGGGCUCCCCGUCUUUCCUCUGACCUCCACUCUCUCCUUCUCCCAGCGCGUAGAAGCACCUCCAAACUGACUACCUUCGCCGCCAUUGCUCGACGACGACGAAGUCUCACCUUGAGGUGGUCCCCAUACUACACCCUUGCUCGU